Messenger RNA from Protomyces lactucae-debilis, 774 nucleotides. RefSeq lists its product as uncharacterized. The coding region runs from base 1 to 774 and encodes 257 amino acids. The record is from RefSeq and is a predicted model, not a curated record. The transcript is spliced from 2 exons. NCBI's taxonomy places the organism in Eukaryota, Fungi, Ascomycota, Taphrinomycetes, Taphrinales, Protomycetaceae.
AUGUCUUACAACGGCAUAGGUCUACAGACACCCCGUGGGUCAGGCACCAAUGGCCACAUCCAGCGCAACAUGUCUUCCAUGCGUCAACGUGAACCAUACAGCGUCUCACAGCGCAGAGAGGAGGCAGCACAAGGACAGCAUCAGGCUUCGCGACGCGCUGAUUUGGGAAUUGUCCAGCAUGAAGCCAAGAGACUCGUUGAAAGUCAAGUGAUGCAGUAUCGCAUACAGCUUGAGAGCCAAGAGGAGGUCCCUGCAGCGCAGCGCAAGACGGAGGAGGACCUAGACAGACUUGUGGACCUCAAACGAAAGGAACUUCUCAGCCAGUCAGCAGCCAGGAAGCCAAGCGCUCAAGAAGCAGGGUCGCGCGGAUGGCAGACACACGGCGAUGCCGUCAGGAAGGAGGCAGAGCUAGAGAAGAUGCGCUCAGUGCUGCGCUUACGGGCAGACUAUGUAGAAGGAACAGCUAUGGCGAAUCAAGACGAACGGCGCAAGCAGAGGAUGGAGCGUGGCCAGGCGACAGAGCAAGGUGAGACUCGACAUCCAAACAAGAUCACGGAGAAGGUCUCAUUCGCGUUCACCUUCAAGGUCAAGCAGCAGACCAAGGCACAGACGCUCGAGACGGCGUUCACCUUCCAGCAGUCGCUCGAGAUCGCGACCACGAUCGCCGGGACCAACACGACGCAGGCAUUCCGAUACAAGCUAUACAAAGCGGUCUACCAGUUCCGAUCAAAGGGCUCGUCGAAGCCACAGACGGCGUUCGCCUUACUCCUCUAG